UUUCCUGGCACCAGAAGGCUUAGCAGCAGAGGGAGGGAGCUAGAGAAACUGUAACAGAGAGAAAGAUCAAUUCACCGUUGGAGAGGUACCCCCAUCUCCUCCUGUUUUCCUUCACUGAGUGUUUUAGUCUCGUUCCUAACAGAUCUUGACUGAUAAGAGGGACUGCUCAGUGGCUGUGAGGGACGGAGCAAACCGCCCUUGCUUCACUCUUGUGAAAGGGUGGGAGGGAGACUUAAGCAGGAGAAGGGAUUCCCCAGUCUGAGUGUGCAAGCUUGGGCCCUUCCCUAAAGGAACUUUAAACCCUUACUGAACUAACAAAGAGUGAGAGAAACUGACUGUCCAUCAUUACUGGAGCUAUUGCAAAAACGGAGGCGGGCUUUUUGAGGAUCAACUUCUUGAACUUGCGGAUGAAGAAAGCCAAGUCAGAGCAUUCAUUACUACUUGAACAAGCACAAAAUCCUUAAGUCGCUAGGCGUGGAAUAGUUGUCUGAAAGAGUCUUUUUGAAAUGCAGACUUCUUAAUUGGAUCAGUUAGUGAUUCCUGGUUCACUGCUGCACUGCUCAUUUGGAUCCUUGAAUAUUUGCAGGAAAGGACACUCCUGAUGGUGGCCGGCAAUGGAGACAAACAGCACAGAAGAGGUAAUUCAGUUUCAUGGUUACCCCUUUGAUAUCCUUGAAUUCCUGCAUCACCAACGGUACGGACCUAUUGAGCCUUUUGCACAUGAUUUGACCCCUGCUGUAUCUACUCCAAGACCUGAGGAGAUAAAGGGUGAAAGUUCAUCACAUUUAGAACUUUUCAGAGGAGUGGGCUUGGCCAAUACAAAGCAGGUUGGAAGUUUACACUUUGCCAGCUAUCAGCAGUAUAAACCAGUUGAUCCUGCAGCACAACCCCAGUUUGAGAGGGUGGACACACCAGGACAGCAGCAGUUUAAAACAAGUCAUACUUUUAAUCAACUGCAGUUUGACAGAACUCUUCUGCCUAAUCAGCAGCCAUUCAAGCCCACUCUUCUACCCACUCAACAAACAUUCAAGGGAACACUGUUACCGAAUCAGCAGCCAUUUAAGGCAACAUUGCUGCCUAGUCAACAGCCAUUCAAAGGGACGCUUUUACCAAAUCAGCAAGCAUUCAAGGGGGCACUCCUUCCUAACCAGCAGGCGUUCAAGGGGACUGUCUUGCAGAAUCAGCAGGCAUUUAAGGGUGUACUCUUGCCCACCCACCAGCCUCCACCACCUGAGCGACCAAAUCCAUUCACUCAGUCCCAGCAGCCAGAUCAGCAGUCCCAGCAGACACAGCCACAGGCAGCACAAGCAUCACAGUCUGCACAGCAGUUGGAACAACCUGCUGCCUCCUCUCACCAGCAGUGUGGUACCAUGGAUUUAUCUACUCAUGCACAACAGCAGCCACAACCACCGCAACAGCGACAGCCCCAACCACAAUCUCAACCACAGCCACAACCGCAGCUACAACCAACACCACAGCCGCAGCCAUCACAAACACCGCAGCUGCAGCAGCACUCUUUUGAGAGUGCUGGUAUGAGUGCAGAAGAGCAGAAGGCACAGAAGAAGAAAAAGAAAGAAGAAAAAAACUACUUUAGACGCCUUAAGUACUUCAUUGAUAGGCGCUUUCCUUGUGGUGUCUGCCAGAAAUCCUUCAAGCAGUCUUCUCACCUGGUGCAGCAUAUGCUGGUGCACUCCGGGGAGAGGCCGUAUGAGUGCAGUGCUUGUGGACGAACCUACAAUCACAUAUCAAGCCUAAUUAGACACAGGCGCUGCCAUGAUACUGAGCCAACCACUUCAGGUACAGCAGAACAUUCCAGUCAGCAGGAUGGCCAUAGCCCAUGCUCAGGACGGCCAGAGAACUCUAAUACCUGCCCACCAAGAUCAGAGAAUCCCAAUACAUGUCCAAGCCGAACAGAAGUGUCCGGCACCUGUCAACAUUUGCCUGAUGGCCCUGGUAGUAACUGCCGAGGCACACCUGAUGGAACUAGCACAUGCUCAAGCAUCCCAGAUGGUCCUAGCACCUGCACAAGUAUUUCUGAAGGGUCUGGUAUCUGUCCAGGACAGCAUGAUGGACCACACCAGUGUACCUACUGCAGAAAAUACUUCAAGAAGCCCAGUCACCUGCAGCAACAUUGGGUAAUCCACACUGGCGAAAGACCUUAUGUCUGUUCUGUAUGUGACAAGAGCUUCAACCGUCGUGAGAGUCUUCGUCGUCAUGAGCGAACUCAUAGUGAGUCAAAGGGCUUCCGUUGUGCCAUCUGUGGGAAGGAUUUCAGGGAGGCAUCAUACCUUCUGAAGCACCAGGCAACCCACACUGGUGAGCGACCAAUGUACAAGUGUGAGGUAUGUGACAAGGCUUACACUGCCCCACAGAGUUUGCUACGCCACAAGCAAAUCCAUGGUAUUACUUUAGAAACUCCCAAAGAACAACAUCCACCCCAGCUUUUGCGGUUAGAUAGUGAAGGGAACUAUUUCAAAGCUGCCGCUACCACUACUGCUGCUGCUGCUGCUACUGCUACUGCUACCGCUACCACUACCACUACCGCUACUGCUGCUACUGCUGCUGCUGCUUUGCAGGAGUCUACCUACAGCAGUACAACACUUAUUAGUGGUCAUCAGCUUCUCUACAGUGGCAUCAAGGCUUUUCACUGUGGCAUCUGUGGUCGAGGAUUUGGCCGAAGAGAGACCCUAAAACGUCAUGAGCGCAUCCACACUGGAGAGAAACCACAUCAGUGCAAAGUGUGUGGCAAGAGAUUCAGAGAGUCUUUUCACCUCACUAAACACCAUGUGGUCCACACAAAAGAAAGGCCAUACAAAUGUGAUGUCUGUGGCAAGGAUUUUGGGUACCCACAGAGCCUGACUCGCCAUCGAAGGAUUCACCGACUGGAUCUACCUAUAACUCGCCCACUUCCUGAUGCACUGGUUUUCCAAGAUAGCUUACGUUAUGAGAGGGUACCCUUCCAGUGCUCAGAUUGUGGCAAAAACUUUAAUGAUUCAUUCCACCUUAUGCAGCAUAAAGAGGCCCACAUGCAGGAGAAGCCAUAUUCCUGUGAUAUCUGUAACAAGGACUUUGGGUUUAUUGAGAAUCUGAUGUGGCAUAAGUUAGUCCACCAGAAUGGCUCAGACUGUCUUCUUCCAAAAGAAACCUGGGAUGAUUCACCGACAUAUCAACAGAGUGAAAAUGUACGAGCAACAGAAGGCCCUGGGACUAGUCGCAUUGGUGUGGUGUGCAAACAGGAAUCCCCUCCUCCUAUUGAUGAAACUCCUGUUCCUCGAAACAGAGGGAGAUUCUGCUGCAGUAUUUGUGGUUCAAGUUUCAAACAUUUCCCGAACUUAACUAUUCACAAAUAUGUACACUUGGUAGGGUGGCCUUCACUAUGCAUCUCUUGCGGGCACAGCUACAGAGGAGUAUGUGGAGUCCUUCAGCACCGUCGUCAUUGUCGUCAUGCCCGGAGAUGUCUAGUCACCUGUGAAUUUUGUGGUAGACGUUUCCAAGAUGGUACUCAUUUUCAUCGUCACCAACUCUGUCACAGACAGGAUCGACGUUACCAUUGUCGUUUAUGUCGGAAAAGUUUUAAUCGCUCCUGGCUGCUUCGCCAGCACAGAGUUUAUCACACUGGGCAGAGGUCGUAUAGAUGUGGCCUUUGCCUCAAGAGGUUUGCUCAGUCUUCAGGCUUGGCUGAUCACGGUCUUCUUCAUGUUCCUUCACGGUAUUUCCCCUGCCGGACCUGUGGGGCAACAUUCAACCAGCGAUCAGGUCUUUUAGAGCAUCAGCGUUCCCACACAGGCGAGAAGUUCUAUAGAUGUGAUAUUUGCAAUAAAAGUUUCCGUUAUCUUUCCACUGUCUUGUUUCAUCUGCGGAUGCAUGGCUCUCAAGAGAAACUGCGCUGUACAGCCUGCCGGAAAAUCUUCAAAGGGCCAUCUUCUUUUCGAAGGCAUUUGAAAGUGCAUAAAGGAGACAAGCCCUUUAAGUGCCGCAUCUGCAGCAGGGCUUUUCGCAGAUCAUGCCGUCUGAAGAAGCAUAUCCGCUUUCAUAGGUCUGACAGAGAAAGGCCUGUUUAGAGCGCAGAAGUGGAAAUAGGACUUUGAUUUUGGGCACUGGGAUCAGCCCUGUCAGAAAGACAGGCUUAAAGAAGGGGAAUGCAAAUGCCAGUCUGUCUUUAUUGUGACCAUCUUUGAUGGCAUGUCCACUUCUCAGGCACAACUUCAUGUUUUUCACGCAUAUUCAUACUGAAAUUUAAGUAACUGAGCUGUUGGUCUGUUAUUGUUUUCUUUGCUCCCUCCUCACUAAAUCUACACUCUCCUGCAUGUAUUAAAGCAGAGUCUGAGAAGUGGUGCAGCAGCAAAUUUGCAAGGGUGCCCCACGUGCUUCUGCUGUCCCUUGCCCCACCCUACCUUCAUUGUGCCUGACUAGAAUACAGCAGUCCUAUUGGGCUUAUAUUCCCUACCAUUUACCCAUAGCACCCUUCUGCAUUUCUCCUGCAUCAAGUGGCUGUAGGCUGGUGUCUGUAGGUCUAAAACACUCUGUUGCACUGAUGAUCAGCUGCCAUAUUCUAUCCCUUUUCAUGACCGGUCUGCUUCCCUGUCUCAGUACUAGGGUGCAUAGAAUCCCAUCCAUGGCAACCAGACUUCCUCAGUCUCGAGAUUCCUUUAGAGGACUUGAACAGUGGGAUGAUGUAAGGCUACAGCUGCCCAAGCCCACACUGCCAUGAAGACUGAGCAUUGAGAGGGACCUGUUGAGUGGUCUGUAGUCCCAUUUAAGGGGUUACACUUUGAGGAACUUUAAGUCAGGAGAAUGUUUUUUAGUGGUUUGUACUAGAAUUCUACAUGCCUGAGCUUUCCACUUUUGGUCUUGAGACUCCCUUAGUACCAGUAGUCACAUUAUUGGUUAGAAGGGCUAGAAAUGGUAGUUUGCAAUGCUUGUGUCAGUGGUACUUCACUGUCAUCCCCCUAAACUCUGUGCACAUUGCCUCUGGCUGGUAUCUCAGCAGAAAGCAGUUGUUUGUGGUUGUUGCAGUAAAGGUAUUGCCCUGUCUUGUUUUCAUGUAGAAAAAAUGUGACCAUGUUUGGAAAAUUAAAUAUUUUUGCUUUCCUUUGGAGCAAGGAAAAAUAUGUGAUUGCAGCAGUUGUUCUGGGUAGGUAUACAAGAAGGAAAAACAUGUUUUAAUUAGGAAACUGCUUAAGUGCUUUGAAUCUCUUAAGGCUUGUUUUGUAGUUUUGCAAGCAGAUUUUUAGAAGCUUGGUUCUUAAGUGCAGCAAGCAUGCUGUUGGCAACAUUUCGUGUUUUUAAACUUCUCCUGUCAUGCUAAUGAAUCUUGGGAUUGUUAAACAACAUCUUUUGUACAGAACAGGAGAGGACGUCAUGCCAGCAUAGCCACUUCUUUGUUGUAUUGCUGAAAAAGAAUGCUGCAUCUUCAUACUGGUAUGUUUUGCGUAGCCAUGUUUGCGUGGUCUUGGAAUUGAAUAGAACCUGUGUUGUUGCAUUUCUGUUAACUGCUGGUUCUUCUUGGUCUUGAACUAAAGAUGGCAAGCAGGGAUAUUUUACACGUAACAGAACCACAGCUAUAAAUCAAUAAAAUACUGUUGUCCUCA
Molecule: messenger RNA, 5591 nt
Organism: Protopterus annectens (West African lungfish)
Lineage: Eukaryota; Metazoa; Chordata; Ceratodontiformes; Protopteridae
Gene: ZNF865
Product: zinc finger protein 865
Exons: 3
Coding region: 615-4061 (1148 amino acids)
Biological process (GO): regulation of immune system process; negative regulation of transcription by RNA polymerase II; regulation of cytokine production
Source: RefSeq, a predicted model, not a curated record